AGAGCAAGGGCCGUGUUCACGGGAGGGGGAGAUAGAAGGCGGUGUUUAUUUCCCCUAAUUUAUUUAUUUACUUAUUUCCCCUCUGCUUGUGUUAACAAAUGUGUUCUGUUUGUCCAGCGAGAAAACAGUAGUUUUGGUUUACCAGCGUCAGUGGCUAUUCUUACUCCACUUCGCUGUUGGGUCGCCUGCAAUAGCUCUGCAGCCGCGCAGGCUUACAUACAACUUCCCGUCCGAAGAACACGACGAGACGAGGAGCCAGAGCUGCAGGAAAAUAAUUAGCCAAUACAGGGCUGUCGGGUGAAGACGUCCGCUUUUGCUGGAAAACUGACUUCCCUCAGGAAAACUAGAAAUUGUUGAAAAUAUCGGGUCGCCGAGGGUGUCUUGUGUUUUAUUUUCUUCGAGUGGGCUGCUUGCAUUCCACAAGCGGCGUCAGUGUCAGGCCGGCCACUAAAUAACGUUACAGGCUAACCCAGGGAUUUAAUGGGAGCCUUGCCUCUAUAGACCUCCUUUCUCCCCCCGACGGACCCUCGCUCGACAUUGAUUCGGGCGCUGUCCUCACCGGGGGGUGUUGAGCGGAACUGUUGCUCUGACUGCGGGAGGAGGGAGGCCCCCUGCCUCAGCAGUCGCUCUGGCCCAUUAUUGUGGAGCCGUAAUAUGGCAGGAAAUCUGAAGAAAGGAGGGGGACUUAUUGGCAUGAUGAAGGACGCUUUCCAGCCCCACCAUCACCUCCACCACUCCCAUCACCAACCAGGGGCCGUGGACAAGAAAACGGUUGAGAAAUGCUGGAAACUAAUGGACAAGGUGGUUCGUCUGUGUCAGAACCCCAAGCUGGCGCUGAAGAACAGCCCUCCCUACAUCUUGGACCUGCUGCCGGACACCUACCAGCACCUCCGCACGAUCCUGUCUCGCUACGAGGGCAAGAUGGAGACGCUGGGAGACAACGAGUACUUCCGUGUCUUCAUGGAGAACCUAACUAAGAAGACCAAACAGACCAUUAGCCUCUUCAAGGAAGGCAAAGAGCGCAUGUACGAAGAGAACUCGCAGCCCAGGCGGAACCUCACCAAGCUGUCUCUGAUCUUCAGUCACAUGCUGGCCGAGCUCAAGGCCAUCUUCCCCAACGGCCUCUUCCAGGGCGACAACUUCCGCAUCACCAAGGCCGACGCCGCAGAGUUCUGGAGACGGUCGUUCGGAGACAAGACCAUUGUGCCAUGGAAGGGUUUCCGGCAGGCGCUUCAUGAGUUCCAUCCCAUCAGUUCAGGCCUGGAGGCCAUGGCCCUCAAGUCCACCAUCGACCUCACGUGCAACGACUACAUCUCCGUCUUUGAGUUCGACAUCUUCACCAGGCUCUUCCAGCCGUGGUCGUCUCUCCUGCGGAACUGGAACAGCCUGGCGGUGACCCACCCAGGCUACAUGGCCUUCCUCACCUACGACGAGGUGAAGGCUCGCCUCCAGAAGUUCAUCCACAAGCCCGGCAGCUACAUUUUUCGUCUCAGCUGCACACGUUUGGGCCAGUGGGCCAUCGGAUACGUCACGGCUGACGGGAACAUCCUGCAGACCAUCCCCCACAACAAGCCCCUCUUUCAGGCUCUCAUCGACGGCUUCCGGGAAGGAUUCUACUUAUUCCCUGAUGGUCGCACCCAGAAUCCAGAUCUGACGGGGUUGUGUGAGCCGUCACCCCAGGACCAUAUCAAAGUUACACAGGAGCAGUAUGAGUUGUAUUGUGAGAUGGGCUCGACCUUCCAGCUGUGUAAGAUCUGUGCUGAGAACGACAAGGAUGUAAAGAUCGAGCCCUGUGGUCACCUCAUGUGCACAUCCUGCCUUACAGCCUGGCAGGAGUCAGAAGGCCAGGGCUGCCCGUUCUGCCGCUGUGAGAUUAAGGGCACGGAGCCCAUCGUGGUGGACCCCUUCGACCCCAAAGAUAACAGCGGCGGCUACGGAGGGGGACGGGGCAUCUUCGGGGCGGAGGGUGCCCCGUCUCCUAGCUACGACGACGAUGACGACGACCGUCUGGAAGACCCUCACCUCAUGAUGAGCAAACUGGCCUGCUCCAAGGCGGAGCGUCCCCCCUCUCCUCUCUCCAUGUCCCCCCAGGCCUCCCUGCCCCCGGUGCCCCCCCGGCUGGACCUCCUGCAGCACCGCGCCCCCGUCCCCCCCGGAGCCUCCAGCCCAGGAGCCACAUCCAAGGCAGGUGUCCUCUCUCCUCCUCCGGGGGCCCCGGCCCUCGCUGGCCAGAUGUCCCAGGAGCAUGCCGGGUCACAUCAUAAAGACAAACCCCUGCCUCUGCCCCCUGCCCUGCGUGACCUGCCCCCACCCCCGCCUCCGGACCGCCCGCCACCCACCGGCCCCGACACCCGUCUACAGAGACGCCCCCUCCCCUGCACCCCGGGAGAUCUCACCCUGGACAAACUGCCCCCCGCCCCACCCAACCGCGGCAUGGCGGACUGGAACGCUCGGCCCGUGCCCAAGGCGCCCACCGCCCAGGCUCUGAGUGCGGGCGAGGCGCGGGCCGGAGGGGCGGGGGCGGCGGUCUCCCGGGAGCUCUCCAACCGGCACUCGCUGCCCCUGGCUCUGCCCUCCGCCCUGGACGGACGAGGGGACGCUGGACGCAACAACAGCUCCGUCAGCCUGGAGCACCAGCUGAACUUUGGCGCUUCAGCGUCCGCUUGUGCCGAGUACGACAACCCCAAAGUCAAGCCCUCGGUCUCCGCCAACGCCAUCUACGCUUUAGCGGCCAGGCCCCUCCCAGCGGUGAAGCAGCCGGCCCCAGAGGAGGGGGUGCAGAGUGACGAGGAGUCCGACUACAUGAUGCCCAACUCCCGCCCCGUCCUGCCCCCCAUCAUCUCCUCCUCCUCCUUAGGGGAGCCUGCGCCCCCCAGGGCCCCCCAGCCCCCAGCACUCACCUCCAGGCCUCUUGUAAAUGAUGUGGACUCAGAUGGCCAACAGAUGUAUGAAGCCAUGUACAACAUCCAGGCCCAGGCCCAGGCCACCUCACUGCCACUGCAGUCACAGGACUCUGACUACUCAGAGCUGCCUCCUCUGCUGGUCAGCAACGGCCCCCGAGAGAGAGAGCGCGAGCGAGACCCCCCGAGCGAGGAGGAGGAGAACGGCUACGACAUCCCCAAACCCCCUCUCCCCCUCGCACCCGCCCGACGCACGCUCUCCGAGGUGGCCGCUUCCUCGGCCAGCUUCAGUCGCCUCUCCCUCGACAGCGACAUCGGCAUCGGCAACGGCAACGGCAGCGCAGCAGCGUUCUCUGACUCCUUCGACGUUCCCGAGCGCCCGCCCAAGCCGCUGCCCCGCCGCAUCAACUCGGACCGGCGGCCGAGCCCCGUGCCCCCCUCCACGCCGGUGCUGCCUUCUCUGCCGUCACUGCCAGCGGCGCCCGCCUUCAGCGGCGAGAUCGAGCACCUGAUGAGCCAGGGCUACUCCUACCAGGACAUCCAGAAGGCCCUGCAGAUCGCCCAGAACAAUAUCGAGAUGGCCAAGAACAUCCUGCGCGAGUUUGUCUCCAUCCCCUCCAAUGCUCACAUCCUCACAUAGCAUCCUCUAUGCUCUCUCGCUCGCACACACACACACACACACACACACACACACACACACACUCCUCCAGGCUUCUCGCAGGCCGACCCCUGCUACAGGCUUAUCACUCCCCAGUUGAAAAGAUGGAGUUUGUUUCCGUGGCGAUGUUGCCGUGACGAUGUUGCCGUGACGAUGUUGCCGUGUUGCGUAACCACGCCUCAGCCUGCCUGCUUCUUCUUCAGUGAGGUUGACCCAGAGGCGACCUGGCUCGUGCUUGGCUUGUGCUCUCCAGGUUUUCUUGUGUGCGUGCGUGCGGGUGUCUGUGCGUGUGUGUGCGUGCGUUUGUGUGUGUGGCUGUGGGCCAACACACACAUCAGGGUCAGCUUCUUAGUGGCAGUGUUUGUAGGUCAAGUACCGAUGAGGACUUUUUCUUUUUCUUUUCUUACUUCUUACUUUCUUUCAUUUGAUUUUGCCCAAAAGUAAUCACUGGUUGUGAAGACAUCUCGAUGCAACUGUCUCCUGCAAAAUGAAAAUUAGAAAUGUAUAUCAUUGUCUUUACAAUAAGUUAAUAUAAUAUAUAAACCAUAUAUUGCAAUAGAUAAUAUAACAUGUCUUUAGAUGCAGUCCCUGCUAAAGGGGGGGCGGGGGGGGAGUGGGGUCGGUGCUGGCACCUGGUCAUCAUCCCAGAAUCAUCACUUGAACAGCAAACAUGCAGAAUCUCAUGGAUGUCAUCGCCCCAGAUAGUAGAGGGCUGUGGGGGUGGUCCAUCCCUGAUCUGCUCUGAAUCUGACGGGUCAGAACCAGUUUUUGGCUGGAUUCGUUCCUGACCCAGCUGGGAAUGGACUUUUAGUGUGUCAGUUUGGUACUAUGUUGUGUGUGUGUGCGUGCGUGCGUGCGUGCGUGCGUGUGUGUGUGUGUCUGUGUGUCUAAGUCCUAACUACACUGCUUGUGGCAGAGCAGAGAGAACCCGUAAGAAUAGAAACCAGUAGCCUUGGCCCCAUAGCCGGCCCCAGCAGGUGUGGAGUGUGUUCACAAGAGUGUGUUCACAAGAGUGUGUUCACAUGAGUGUGUUCACAUGAGUGUGUUCACAUGAGGAUUUCCUUUAGGAUGAAGAAUUGACUCCAUCACCCAGCCAAAGCGUGCGGCAUAUGAUGACGUGGGGCAACCCUGUGUGUGUGUGUGUGUGUGUGUGUGUGUGUGUGUGUGUGUGUGUGUGUGUGUGUGUG
This is a messenger RNA of Clupea harengus (Atlantic herring), 4745 nucleotides long. It is a transcript of the gene cbl, whose product is annotated as Cbl proto-oncogene. The record is from RefSeq and is a predicted model, not a curated record. Gene Ontology annotation, cellular component: membrane raft; plasma membrane. NCBI's taxonomy places the organism in Eukaryota, Metazoa, Chordata, Actinopteri, Clupeiformes, Clupeidae. Gene Ontology annotation, molecular function: receptor tyrosine kinase binding; calcium ion binding; SH3 domain binding. Gene Ontology annotation, biological process: cell surface receptor signaling pathway; negative regulation of epidermal growth factor-activated receptor activity.